This is a messenger RNA of Durusdinium trenchii, 2809 nucleotides long. NCBI's taxonomy places the organism in Eukaryota, Dinophyceae, Suessiales, Symbiodiniaceae. The record is from the annotation of a GenBank genome assembly.
GUAGUACUUGUAGCGAUGUGUAUAUAGAUCUCGCAUGUCAAAACGUACAGAGACCCUGUGGCGGAUUCAUCGCAGCAAGAAUGGCUCAAUCAUGGCCUGGGUGACACCUUUGCGGCCCAGCCGGACACAAGCCUGGCUGGAGACCGAUGAGGUUCAGAGCACACCGCUGCCCGGUGCAGCUCAAGAUGAGAAGGUGUUGCCAGUAGUUCAAGAUUUGCCACAUUUGCCCCAAGCUUUUCGAGAGCAACAGGCAAACCAGAAUGAGCAGAUCACGCAAUGGAUUGCGAGAGAAGAGGCUCGAGUGGUCGAGGCAUACAGGCAGCUGGAGCAACUAUUGGCUGGCAAUAGCUGCGCUGUCUCCGGAAAUCGCAGCUCCAGCCAAGAGGAGCUGGGUGACUGCUUGGAGACACUGGUGGUGGAGUCGGUGGAGUGUGAGACACAUGCAACAACUGAUGACAUGGUGUCCAUCUCAUCCUUCAGGUCUUUGCAGCAGAACCGCCUGGAGGACUGGUCGCGGCGACAUGAGAGGCUCCGCAAGGAGGCCUUCUUGCGGAUGCAGAGCUUGCUUCGAAGUAGGCGGAGCCCAUCUCCAGAAGGUGCACGCGACCACUACAGCAGAUGCUAUGACAGUUCCAGCGAUGCCCUGUCUAGCUCUUCUUCAAAGACCCCAGUGAAGGACAUUGGUGAAACUGGAGGGACCCCGGAUGUUGUGCAACCUGUGCAAGCUGUGCCAGUGUCACAGCAAACUGCUUGGCUGCCAUCCACCACAGAUUGGUGCAGGUGGGUCUUUAUGAUGCUGGAUGAUGCAGAUCAUUUCCUUGUGGGGAAGGUGAUUUCCGGCUUCAUUCUUCUCACCAUCUUGCUGAGCACGACCACUUUCAUCUUGGAGUCGAUGCCCAGCUUCCAAUAUCGACCAGCACUUUGUGACGCGCUGCUGUUCGCUGGGAAGCCCAUCACCAAAAAGGCCUGCGAACCCGUGCCAGAUGAAAGCUUUUUCUACUUGGAGAUUGUUUGCAUUUGCAUCUUCACUGUGGAGUAUUUGGCGCGGUUGUUGACCUGCCACGCCGAGCCCAGUCUCGGCAGCACACCGUUGUCCCGGAUGCUUCGUUAUGCCAGGAAGCCCUUGAACAUCAUUGACGUCCUCGCCGUGGCUCCAUUCUAUUUGGGUUUUCUGCUGGGCAAUUCCGUGAGCUCUUUGCGGGUGCUGCGACUCUUUCGCGUCGUGCGACUCUUCAAGUUGGCAAAGCAUCAUGGAGGCAUCCGGCUUUGUUUAGAAGCUACAGCCAACAGUGGGUUUACUUUGGCGAUCUUGAUGUUUUUCAACGUCAUCGUGGGCCUUUUCUUUGCAUGUGUGAUUUACUACAUCGAGGGGCAGCAGUUCUCAGUGGCCGACGAGUUUACCCGGCCUACCGUGGAUGCCUUCAACAACACUGUUCCAGCUCCGCAUCCUUUUGGUGUUUUCGUUCGAGCAGAUGCACAGGGUGAGCACGAAGUGGAGACACCCUUCCGUUCCAUCCCAAUUUGCCUGUGGUGGGUGUUCACAACAAUGACCACUGUGGGCUAUGGAGACAUGGUUCCAACGACACCUUUAGGCAAAGUUGUUGGUGUGCUUUGCUUUUACUGCGGAGUAAUCCUUCUGGCACUUCCUAUUGGUGUUUUAAGCUCCAAUUUCGAGCACGCGUAUGCGCAGAAUCACCAGAAAGAUUCUAUUCAUUCCCUGGUACUCUCGGUGAAACGUCGGGCUUCUACCACAGUACACGUGAGCCAACGGAAUGGCACAAGCUGGUUGCCAGAGACAGAGUCAUGGGCUGCGAUGAUAUUCAUGUUGCUCAGUGAUCCAAGCUCAUGCCGAGCUGCAAAAACGGUGUCCUGGUUUGUCACGUUCGUUAUUCUUGUGACCACAGUCUCCAUGCUUCUUGAAUCCUUGCCUGACUUUAACCCGACCCCCGCUGCCUGCAAGCCAUGGCCAGAGAUUACUCUGGAAAGUUGUCGUCCUAGACCAGGUGAUGCCUUUGACUACAUAGAGGCCGUUUGUAUUGGAAUUUUCACCAUUGAGUAUGUUCUUCGAAUUCUUCUAGUGCACACGGUGUCCUACCGAGAUAUAGGCUUACCAGCGAAGGUCGGCCCAGUGACUCUGACCCUGAAGUAUGCCAUGCAGUGGCUGAACUUGGUUGAUUUUCUCGCCAUUGCGCCCUACUACGUGUCCCUGAGUGGUUUGUAUCAAGGGAGCACAGGCGCUCUACGAGUGCUGCGAUUGGUCAGAGUGUUUCGUUUGCUGAAAUCGCCAAAGUUGCGAGAUGGAGUGGAUAUGAUCAUCAGCAUCGUGGGGGAGUCGUUGCCUGGAAUUCUCUCAGUCUUCUCUUUGACCAGCAUCGUGUGCAUCCUUUUCUCCUCGUGCCUUUGGAUUGCGGAAGGAACGGACUAUUCCGUGACCUACCAGCCUCAGCUGUACCCUCGGGGCGUGUACGUCAGGCCAACGAAGCAUGGCUAUGGAGAGGAACCAACGCCCUUCACAUCCAUCAGCCAUUGCUUUUGGUGGUUUUUUGUCACAGCAACAACUGUGGGCUAUGGUGAUGAGUUCCCAACAACGGCACUCGGCAGACUCACAGCUGUUGGGACGUUCUAUGCUGGCAUUGUCCUGGUGGCAAUCAAGCUCACUAUUGUAGGUCGUGCUCUAAAGCAGAGCUUUCCGCAAUGGAAUGGCCAGGUCAGCAGUGUCAGCAAUCCACGAUAAGCAGUUGCCUGAAGCAUGUUUGGCAGCUGCGAAUUCAAUGUGCAUGAUGAGGGGCUUGGCAAUACUUCUUCCCUG